AUGAUUAACCUACUAAUAAGGCUGAAGAAACCAUUGUGCAAUUUUAAGCUUAACCGUAAGCAAGAGUUAACAGUUUACAGAACAUGUCAGCAGGUGUGGAUAUUUGGCGACGUUUGGUGUCAGAUGUGGUUGGCCUUGGACGUGUGGAUGUGCACUGCAUCCAUAUUAAAUCUAUGCGCCAUAUCUCUGGACAGAUACGUGGCCGUAACCAGGCCCAUAACCUAUCCAAGCAUUAUGUCGCAUUCACGGGCUAAAAUGUUGAUAGCAGGCGUUUGGGUGCUCAGUUUUGUGAUAUGUUUUCCACCUCUAGUCGGAUGGAAGGAUGCCAAGGUAACUCUAAACAUUUUACCUUUUAAAAACACAUUAUCAAGUCAGACCAAGGAAUUAGUAGUUACCUUCAUAAUCCAGAAAAGGGAUGAGGAAUCCGAGAAAGAAAUACCUAUAUGA
This is a messenger RNA of Brassicogethes aeneus, 447 nucleotides long. NCBI's taxonomy places the organism in Eukaryota, Metazoa, Arthropoda, Insecta, Coleoptera, Nitidulidae. The record is from the annotation of a GenBank genome assembly.